AUGGCAUCAGUUCCGCACCCUUUGUCUGCUCUAUCUCUCGCAGAAACUAACAAAGCCCGCGAUAUUGUCCUCUCUGCCCACCACGGAUCCGUCCUCGAUUUCAGGCAGAUUUAUGUCUUGGAACCGCCAAAGGCCGAGGUGUUGAAAUUCUUGGACCUUGAGCACUCUCAGAAACUUACAGCUUCGUCACCGAGACCAGCAAGAUGCGCACAGGUUUUCUACGAUGUCAUUGGCGGUACAAGCAAAGCACAGUACACUGAAUCCAUAGUCGACCUUGACCUUGGCAGGAUUAUUGAACAGAAAGUCAUUGGUUCUGAGCACCAGGCAAGCUUAACAGUCUUUGAAUUCGAAACCCUUGCUCAAGCAGUAGAGCGUUCGGCACUCUUCAAGGAGAAGGUCGCGGAGCUCAAGUUACCAGAGGGUUUUGAGGUCGUCAUCGAGCCAUGGCCCUACGGCGCUCCCGAUCCAGCGGAUGGGGACCGCCGCUUCUUCCAGGCCCUCAUUUUUGCACGGGACACGCGGAGCAAUAACCCGGAUUCCAACUUCUACGCCUACCCCCUGCCCCUGAUCCCUGUCAUGGAUGCGCAUACCAAGGAAGUCGUGCGUAUCGACGAGCUUGCUACUGGCGGCAAGGGCGACGCCUUCAAGGGCAAGACGCACAAGCCUACUGUUGUUGAUCACUGCAAGAACAGCGAGUACGUGCCCGAACUGCUGCCGAACGGUACGCGCAAGGAUCUUAAGCCCUUGACUGUGGUCCAACCUGAAGGUCCCAGUUUCUCGGUGUUGGAUGGCAACCUCAUCCAGUGGCAGAAGUGGCGUAUGCGCGUAACUUUCAACCCUCGUGAGGGUGCUGUUGUUCAUGAUAUUCGAUACGAUGGGCGUCCAGUAGUUUACCGUUUAAGCAUGAGCGAUAUGACUGUGCCUUACGCAGAUCCUCGGCCGCCUUUUCACCGUAAGCAAGCAUUCGACUUUGGCGACGGUGGUCUCGGUAACGCCGUCAACAAUCUGACUCUGGGGUGCGAUUGUCUUGGCGUGAUCAAGUACUUCGAUGGUGUCCUUACCGAUGCCAAGGGAAAUGCCGUUGAAACCAAGAACGUCAUCUGCCUCCACGAGCAGGACAACGGCAUCAACUGGAAGCACACAAAUUGGCGCACUGGCCGCGCUGUCGUGACACGUCGCCGCGAGCUCGUUAUCCAGUUCAUCAUCACGCUCGCCAACUACGAGUACAUUUUCAAUUUCAAGUUUGAUCAGGCGGCCGGCAUCGUCGUCGAGGCACGCGCCACGGGUAUUGUAUCAGUUGUCAACAUUGACCCGGGCAAGACUGCUCAUUGGGGCAACGUUGUAAGCCCAGGUGCUCUGGCACAGAACCAUCAGCAUGUUUUCUGUGUACGCAUCGACCCCUCAAUCGACGGAAACGAGAAUACCGUCGUGCAGGAGGAAAGCCUACCUCUGAAGAUCGACCAGCGGACAAACCCUAAUGGUAAUCUUUACGAAGUCAGACAGACGCCAGUCACCACGUCGGGUGGUUUCGACGCAGCGCCUAUGAACAACCGUGUCUUCAAGGUCCAGAAUCUGAAGAAGUCAAACCCUAUCAGUGGAAAGCCUGUCGGAUACAAGAUCACACCUCCCGCAACGCAGCUUCUCCUCGCCGACCCCAACAGCAUCCAGUCCAAGCGUGCGCUUUUCGCUCGCCACCACCUCUGGGUCACAAAAUACAAGGACCAUGAGCUCUACGCCGGCGGUCGAUACACCCUGCAAAGCAAGGUCGAGGUCGGAGGUGUCAAGGAUGCUGCCGACAGGAACGACGAUGUCCUCAACCAGGAUGUUGUGGUCUGGAGUGUCUUCGGACUGACACACAACCCUCGUACCGAAGAUUGGCCAGUGAUGCCCGUCGAAAUGCUGCAAUUGCACAUUACACCUUCUGAUUUCUUCACCGGCAACCCAGCGCUAGACGUACCCUCAAACAAGGACAUUGGCUCACAACUGACCUCAGGCAACGGUAGUUGCUGUGCCGAGGAACAACUUCCCAUUCGAAGCAAUUUAUAA
This is a messenger RNA of Colletotrichum spaethianum, 2046 nucleotides long. Its product is annotated as copper amine oxidase 1. Bases 1 to 2046 code for a protein of 681 amino acids. The record is from RefSeq and is a predicted model, not a curated record. The transcript is spliced from 5 exons. Lineage: Eukaryota; Fungi; Ascomycota; Sordariomycetes; Glomerellales; Glomerellaceae. Gene Ontology annotation, molecular function: primary methylamine oxidase activity; quinone binding; copper ion binding. Gene Ontology annotation, biological process: amine metabolic process.